CACCACUCCUUCGAUGUGCGGCCACCACUCCUCCUCCGCCGCCGCCGCCGCCGCCGCCGCGUCGAGUGCAAGGGCUUCUGGGAGCCGAGCCUCGGGGUCUCGGAGAAGGGGCGCAGGUGGCCGCCAUCUUGGAUUGCGAACUGGGUCGCUACGCUUCACGCCAGGGGCGGAGUGGCGGCCCUUCUGUUACCCGCCACACACGUCGCCGCUGGGGACUGGGAAAUCAGGGCAUCGGAGCGUGCCACAUUAAUGGGGCGACAGCGGUCGCGGGGGCGUGGCAGCCGGACCUUUCCCUUGCGGACGCGAAGGCGUGAUGCCAUGGCUAGUCCAGGGAAAGAUAACUAUAGAAUGAAAAGUUAUAAGAAUAAAGCCCUAAAUCCUCAAGAGAUGCGUAGACGAAGAGAAGAAGAAGGAAUACAGCUUAGAAAACAAAAAAGAGAAGAACAGGAAGAAGUUGUUACUACAGAUAUGGUUCAGAUGAUUUUUUCUAAUAAUGCUGAUCAACAGCUAACAGCAACACAGAAAUUUAGAAAGCUGCUUUCUAAAGAACCUAAUCCACCAAUAGAUCAAGUUAUACAGAAACCAGGAGUUGUACAGAGAUUUGUGAAAUUUCUUGAAAGAAAUGAAAAUUGCACUUUACAAUUUGAAGCUGCAUGGGCAUUAACUAAUAUAGCAUCUGGAACUUUUCUGCAUACCAAGGUAGUGAUUGAAACUGGGGCUGUUCCGAUUUUUAUCAAACUUCUUAAUUCUGAACAUGAAGAUGUUCAAGAACAGGCUGUUUGGGCACUUGGUAAUAUUGCUGGUGACAAUGCAGAAUGCAGAGAUUUUGUUUUGAAUUGUGAAAUACUUCCACCUCUUUUAGAGUUAUUAACAAAUUCAAACAGACUCACAACAACAAGAAAUGCUGUGUGGGCCCUCUCAAAUUUAUGUAGAGGCAAAAACCCUCCUCCAAACUUCAGUAAGGUUUCACCUUGCUUAAAUGUCCUGUCACGACUGUUGUUUAGCAGUGACCCAGAUGUGUUAGCAGACGUGUGUUGGGCCCUUUCUUAUCUCUCUGAUGGACCCAAUGAUAAAAUUCAAGCAGUCAUUGAUUCUGGAGUCUGUCGAAGAUUGGUGGAACUUUUGAUGCACAAUGAUUAUAAAGUUGUAUCACCUGCAUUAAGGGCAGUUGGUAAUAUUGUGACUGGUGAUGAUAUUCAAACACAGGUAAUUUUGAAUUGUUCUGCGUUACCCUGUCUCUUACAUUUGUUGAGUAGCCCAAAGGAGUCAAUUAGAAAAGAAGCCUGCUGGACUGUUUCUAACAUCACUGCUGGAAAUAGAGCUCAGAUUCAGGCUGUUAUAGAUGCAAAUAUUUUUCCUGUUUUGAUUGAGAUUCUUCAGAAAGCAGAGUUUCGUACCAGAAAAGAAGCAGCUUGGGCUAUAACUAAUGCAACAUCAGGAGGUACUCCAGAGCAAAUAAGGUAUUUGGUAGCCUUAGGCUGCAUUAAACCACUUUGUGAUCUUUUGACUGUUAUGGACUCCAAAAUAGUCCAAGUGGCUUUAAAUGGACUUGAAAAUAUUUUACGUCUUGGAGAACAAGAAUCUAAGCAGAAUGGAAUAGGCAUUAAUCCAUACUGUGCUCUCAUUGAAGAAGCAUAUGGUCUGGAUAAAAUUGAGUUUUUGCAAAGCCAUGAAAAUCAGGAAAUUUACCAGAAGGCAUUUGAUCUGAUUGAACAUUACUUUGGUGUAGAAGAAGAUGACCCCAGCAUUGUACCUCAAGUGGAUGAAAACCAACAACAGUUUAUAUUUCAGCAGCAGGAAGCACCAAUGGAUGGAUUUCAACUUUAACUUACUGGAGGAAAAAAAAUUUAUGGCUAAAAAGGGUAGCUUCAGGUAACUCCUCUUUGUUGCCAAUGUCAGUAAGAAUGUUUGUUUUUUUACAUAGAACAGUAAAGAGAAUUUGAUGCACUUUUAGAAAGCAAAAUGAAACAAAAAUUUCCAUUCAGAUGCAACCUUUCAUUGUAGUUUGUUGUUGUUUUAGUUUUGUUGCCGUGCCUGUAUUUAUAUCUUCUGUUGUUUGGAUUUUUGUAUCUAUUUGUGAAUAAUUGAAUAUGCAAUUAUUUAGUAAUUUAAGCUUGAAAAGGAGAACUUUGGUGAAGUAUUACUUAGUAAUUCUGAAUUUUUUCAAGCAUUCUUGGAAACUGCACAUUAGCAGUAAACCUAUUGAUAAUUGCAUUUUGGCAGUAAGUCUUACACAUCCAAUCUCUACUAAAUCUACCUCUAUCUUGAAGCAGAAAUAAAAACAAAAAAGCUUCAGAAGCAUGAAAUAAUGCAAAUGCUAAAUUAGAAUGUGAAAAUAUUUAUUACCUUAAAUUAUGCAUAUCACUGUGCUGUAGGUUAUACUUUGCAAAAAACUGCAACAGAAAACCUAUAAAAUUUAUUUAUAAAACAGAAGAAAUAUUGUACUGAUAAUCCAUUAAAAUGUGGCAAUUGUGAAGGGAGAAGCUGUUUUUCAUGUUGAACACUUUAGAAAGAUUACUUUACAAAAUGUUUAAAUAUUUCUGUUUUUAACAUAUAAGUGCUAUGUAUAUUAGUAUAUUUUGUAUUUCAACCAAAUAUGCUACCAUUUUUGAAAUAGUGUUUUAUUGUUUUUCACUCAUUGUUUUAAAGAGCAUCAUGACAGAGAUGUCAUCAUGAAUCUAAAGUAGUGCUGCAUAUCUAAAAUAAUAACUAAUUAUUUCUCUGAUUUUUCAGAGCAGUAAUUGAAAAGUUUCAUUUUCUACAUAAUAGUACUAGUUUAAGUACAAGUUUAGGUACUUGAAUGACGAAAUUAUCCUGAAGAAAUAACCUUAUUAUGUGUUAAAUUGUAUUAAAUGCAUUUAACAUUUGGAUGCUAAAUGAUAAUGAAAAUUGCUAAAGAUUCUUUAAUAUGGUUCAAAUCUAUAAUAGACUUUUUUCUUUUAGUAAUACUCAGAGGGUCAUACUGCUGCUUGUUAUGAAUCAUAGAUUACAUUCAUGUCAGAUUGGUCAAUAUGUAUGUUUUAUGAUUUAACAGCAAAAACCUCUUCAAACUGAAAGUUUAAAAGAAAGGUUUCAAUAGAAAAAUUAUAUAUAUAUUUAUUUAUACAUAUGUGUGUGUGUGUUACUCUCACAGUUCAACUACUGUUGAACUCAAUCUUUUAAUUUAUAGUUAUACGUAGGCUAUUUACGUGUCCAAUUAUAUACCUAGAAUACUUACUUAAAACUUAGUUUACAACUCUUUUUAAGAUGAGAACUAAGGCAAUUUUGAUAUGAUUCAUGGUCUAUUCUUUAAAAAAAAGAUUUCAUUUGUGAUAGUAUUUGUAAUGUUUCUGCUGGAAAUCAGAGGCACGUUCCAAGAGGAAAAUGUAUAUAGGAGUACUUUUAAAGAAUAUGUCACUUUGUAAAUUACAUAUCAUGAAACUAAGCUUUUGACAAGACACUUAAAACCUACAGCUGUAAAAUACAGGUUUAAAUGGUGUUCGUAAUGCUGAGUGCAUCUGCCAGCCCUUUUUUAUUAUUAAAUAGAAGAUUGUAUCUGUGCCCCUUUUUUCAUAGUGGAAGGUAUAUAGUUGAGUAUAAAAUGGUUUUCUUUUGCAUUAUCCGUAUUCAAAAAACAGGGUAGUUAUAUUAAAGCUUACCAAAUCGAUGGUGAAUUUAUCAGACUAACAUUUUUGUGGUGCAGAUGGUUCUAAGUAUCAGGUAACAGGGUAUUCUACUCUUUCUAGUCAAUUAAAAUUGAUAAUGCAGCAUGAUUCAUAAACUAACCAGCUGUGCCUCCUUUUAUUUCGAGGACCCUGUAGUCACUAUAAUAAAUUUCUAAGCCAAAUUUUUCAAACAAGGUAGUUCUUAUAGAAGGAAAAAUAAUAAAUAUGUGUGUGUUCAUGCAUGCACACAGAAUGACCUGUGAAAGGAAACUUAAAUUUUGCCGGUAAAACAAACAUAUCUCUACAGACUGUGAUUAUACUUCAUAAGCAUUUAAAUACAGUUUUAUUUAUUUCCUUAAA
Pongo pygmaeus (Bornean orangutan) is the source of this 4004-nucleotide messenger RNA. It is a transcript of the gene KPNA5, whose product is annotated as karyopherin subunit alpha 5. Gene Ontology annotation, molecular function: protein binding; nuclear import signal receptor activity. The record is from RefSeq and is a predicted model, not a curated record. Gene Ontology annotation, biological process: protein import into nucleus. Lineage: Eukaryota; Metazoa; Chordata; Mammalia; Primates; Hominidae. Gene Ontology annotation, cellular component: cytoplasm. The transcript is spliced from 14 exons. The coding region runs from base 250 to 1827 and encodes 525 amino acids.